UCUGUCUGUCACUUUUGACCCCCGGAAGCAGCAGCAGCAUCAGGCGGCGGCGUAUCGGUGCGUGACGGCAAUCUUGGGCGCUAUAUAAGAGGGCCCCAAACCGCCAUAGCCUAGUGCUUCCAUAGGCAUCGCGGCAGGGAGCUCGGGGUCGGAGGAGGAGGAAGAAGAAGAGGAAGGUUGAGGAGUUUUCUGAACUUUCCCAAACCGAGCUGUUCACCGGCGGUGGGUGUGCACAUGACGACGUCGAUGGAGAAGCCCCGGCAGGUGGUGCGGAAGUUCCUGGCCCGGCCGCAGCACGAGGGCGUCGGCGCCGUCGUCCGCCGCAGCAUCGGGAGGUUCGAGUUGAGGUACUUCGAUCCGUUCCUCGUCCUGGAUGAGUUCUCAGUCUCUGCUCCGGCUGGGUUCCCCGAUCAUCCGCACAGAGGUUUCGAGACCGUCACUUACAUGCUCGAGGGAGCGGUGACGCACGAGGACUUCGAGGGCCACCGUGGCACGAUCAAGGCCGGCGACGUGCAGUGGAUGACUGCCGGCCGCGGCAUCGUGCACUCGGAGAUGCCGGCGGGGCCAGGCACCUCCAAGGGACUCCAGCUCUGGGUCAACCUCUCCUCCCGCAACAAGAUGAUCGAGCCGGGGUACCAGGAGAUACAGAGCAAGGACAUCGCGUGCACGACGUCGGACGGCGUGACGGUGCGGGUGAUCGCCGGGCAGUCGAUGGGCGCCCAGUCGCCGGUGUGCACGCGGACGCCGACGAUGUACCUGGACUUCACGGUGCGGCCGCACGCGGCGGCGCGGCAGCCGGUGUGCGCGGCGUGGAACGCGUUCGCGUACGUGCUGGAGGGGGAGGGCGUGUUCGGCGGCGGCGGCGGCGAGAAGGCCGGGCCGCACCACCUGCUGCUGCUCGGCCAGGGCGACGGCGUCGAGGUGUGGAACAGGUCGGACAAGCCGCUCAGGUUCCUGCUCAUCGCCGGCGAGCCCAUCGGCGAGCCCGUGGCGCAGCUGGGCCCCUUCGUCAUGAACACCGAGGAGGAGAUCGACAUGACCAUCAACGACUUCGAGUUCAACAUCAAUGGAUUCGAGAAGGCGAAGCACUGGAAGUCUCAGGCGCUGGUCGCGCUCGGCAUAGAGUAGGGUGAAACCAUUGCCAUGCCAUGCCACGACACGACACGCUCCGAAGAAAAACAAAAGAACAGUUCUUUCUCUAAUGAUACGAGGUUGUUUAAUUUGUUUAUUUUUCCUCUUCCAAACGAAUAGCGAUCACUUUGUGUACAUAUCUGGCAUAAAAAAGAUUGCUUGCUUUUUAGUUAGGCAGGUGCUUCAAAUCUUCGGCCCUCUGAGUGAAAAUUAUGUACUCAACACGUUCAUAAAGAAGUCGUUUUUGACUUUUUCAAUGUCU
Messenger RNA from Oryza brachyantha (malo sina), 1393 nucleotides. RefSeq names its product pirin-like protein. Bases 235 to 1128 code for a protein of 297 amino acids. The record is from RefSeq and is a predicted model, not a curated record. The transcript is spliced from 4 exons. Lineage: Eukaryota; Viridiplantae; Streptophyta; Magnoliopsida; Poales; Poaceae.